Messenger RNA from Amphiprion ocellaris (clown anemonefish), 3803 nucleotides. It is a transcript of the gene nsfa, whose product is annotated as N-ethylmaleimide-sensitive factor a. The transcript is spliced from 21 exons. The record is from RefSeq and is a predicted model, not a curated record. Gene Ontology annotation, cellular component: Golgi stack. Gene Ontology annotation, biological process: Golgi to plasma membrane protein transport; SNARE complex disassembly; intra-Golgi vesicle-mediated transport. NCBI's taxonomy places the organism in Eukaryota, Metazoa, Chordata, Actinopteri, Pomacentridae. The coding region runs from base 140 to 2383 and encodes 747 amino acids. Gene Ontology annotation, molecular function: ATP hydrolysis activity; ATP binding.
CCGCCUCAGCCAGCCAAUCAGAGCGAGGUGCGCCGCAGCUUAUAAACCCAUCUGCUGCCGAGUCUUUGCCCUCACCGUCCCCGCCGUCCUAUCAUUCAUUGACCCGAGCUGCAUCACUUGAUUUACCGCAACCGUGAAGAUGGCGGCCCGGACCAUGCAAGCGGCACGAUGCCCGACAGAUGAGCUGUCGCUGACUAACUGUGCCGUGGUGAGCGAGAAGGAUCUGCAGUCAGGACAACAUGUGACUGUGAAGACCACACCCAACCACAAGUUUGCGUUUACAGUCAAGACCCACCACACUGUGGCUCCUGGAACCAUCGCCUUCAGCCUGCCUCAGAGGAAAUGGGCCGGUCUCUCCAUUGGCCAGGAGGUGGAAGUGGCCAACUACAACUUCGACAAGUCCAAGCAGUGCAUUGGCGCCAUGACAAUCGAAAUCGACUUCCUGCAGAAGAAGAGCACCGACUCCUCUCCCUACGACUCGGACAAGAUGGCGGCCGAGUUCAUCCAGCAGUUCAACAACCAGGCCUUCUCUGUCACCCAGCAGCUAGUGUUUAGUUUCUGCGACAAGCUGUUUGGUUUGGUGGUGAAGGACAUCGAGGCCAUGGACGCCAGCAUCCUCAAAGGAGAACCAGCCUCCGGAAAGAAACAAAAGAUCGACGUCGGCCUGAUGGUGGGCAACAGCCAGGUGAUUUUUGAGAAGGCUGAGAAUUCUUCCCUCACACUUGUCGGUAAAGCAAAGACCAAGGAGGCACGACAGACAAUCAUCAACCCAGACUGGAACUUUGAGAAGAUGGGAAUCGGAGGUCUGGACAAGGAGUUCUCUGACAUUUUCCGCAGAGCUUUUGCUUCCCGAGUUUUCCCUCCUGACAUUGUGGAGCAGAUGGGUUGUAAGCACGUGAAGGGCAUCUUGCUGUUUGGACCACCAGGAUGUGGUAAAACUCUGAUGGCCAGGCAGAUCGGUAAGAUGCUCAACGCCCGCGAGCCCAAGAUCGUCAACGGCCCCGAGAUCCUCAACAAGUACGUAGGAGAAUCUGAGGCCAACAUCCGCAAACUGUUCGCCGAGGCAGAGGAGGAGCAGAAGAGGCUGGGAGCCAACAGCGGCCUCCACAUCAUCAUCUUUGAUGAGUUGGAUGCCAUCUGCAAGCAGAGAGGAACGGGCGCCAGCAGCACGGGCGUGCACGACACCGUGGUCAACCAGCUUCUGUCCAAGAUCGACGGCGUGGAGCAACUUAACAACAUCCUGGUCAUUGGUAUGACCAACAGGCCUGACCUGAUCGAUGACGCCCUGAUGAGGCCCGGCAGGUUUGAAGUGAAGAUGGAAAUCGGUCUGCCUGAUGAGAAGGGCCGUGUCCAGAUCCUGACCAUCCACACCAACAAGAUGAGAGGCUUCAACCUGCUCGCCGUCGAUGUCGACAUCAAAGAGCUGGCAUCGGAGACGAAGAACUACAGUGGUGCCGAGCUGGAGGGUCUGGUCAGGGCGGCCCAGUCCACCGCCAUGAACCGACACAUUAAGGCUACAUCUACAGUGGAGGUGGACAUGGAGAAGGCAGAGAAGCUGCAGGUCACCAGAGCUGACUUCAUGGGAUCCCUCAACAACGACAUAAAACCAGCGUUUGGUACAAACCAGGAGGAUUAUUCCAGCUACAUCAUGAACGGCAUCAUCAAAUGGGGCGACCCGGUCACUCACGUUCUGGAUGAUGGAGAGCUGCUGGUGCAGCAGACCAAGAACAGUGAUCGCACACCGCUGGUGGCCGUGUUGUUGGAGGGUCCACCCCACAGUGGAAAGACAGCCCUGGCAGCUAAGAUUGCAGAGGACUCGCAGUUCCCCUUCAUCAAGAUCUGUUCUCCAGACAAGAUGAUUGGACACUCAGAGAUCUCCAAGUGCCAGGCAAUCAAAAAGGUCUUUGAUGAUGCUUAUAAGUCUCAGCUCAGCUGUGUGGUUGUGGAUGACAUCGAGCGUCUGCUGGACUACGUCCCCAUCGGCCCUCGUUUCUCCAACCUGGUCCUCCAGGCUCUGCUGGUGCUGCUGAAGAAAGCUCCACCCAAGGGCCGGAAGCUGCUCAUCAUCGGCACCACCAGCAGGAAGGACGUCCUGCAGGAGAUGGAGAUGCUGGACGCCUUCAGCACCACCAUCCACAUUCCCAACAUCUCCACUGGGGAGCAGCUGGUCGACGCCUUAGAGCUGCUGGGGAGCUUCACGGACAAAGAGCGAGCCAGCAUCGCACAGCAGCUCAAAGGGAAGCGAGUCUGGAUCGGCAUCAAGAAGCUGCUCGUGCUCAUCGAGAUGUCGCUGCAGAUGGACCAGGAUUACAGAGUGACCAAGUUCCUGUCUCUGCUCAGAGACGAGGGGGCGUUGAAUGAAGGCGAUCAAAUCCGAAUUUAAGCAGCCGGUUGCUCUUGCUGUGUACUGUGAUCGCAGUUUCUACGAGUAGAAGCAGCUGGAGGACUGAAGCAAACAUCUCGCCAUCUACAAGCCACCUUCCAGACAAAACGAGGAAGUGGAGGAGGUGAAGAAGAAGAAGAAAUCUUCCUCCUGUCUAUUCAUCCAUCUGUCUAUCUAUCGAAGUACAAACCUGGUCCAAGAGAGGAGCAAGAAGUCCUCUUGAUCUCAGCAUGUUUCCAUCAGCAAUAUCCCUGAAUAACCUCCCAGCUGCUCCUCAUCACCACAUAUUACACCUACCGACAUAUCACAGGAAGUCGUACUGUUAAAAAUCUGUUAUCUGUAAAGAAACUGCAAUAGAUGAUUGUAAAAAGUGCUGUUUUUGUGCAUUGUGCGUAAAAAUAACCAAAAAAAAUCGAAGCCAUGUGUGUGUUUAGCUCUAUUCUAUUUGUUGUGUUUGUUGCAUACCUCUCGUCCUGCUAAAGGUAGUUAGUGUUAGUACGGUGUGUAUCCUCACAAGCAGCAGAAACACAUGCAAAAAGUGACAAAAAUGCCGAAGCGAUUUGAAUAUUAAAUCCAUACGAGGCUUUUAGUGAAUAUGUAGUGGCUGUAAGAAAAAAAGAAGAAGAAGCUGUUCCAUGUGUAAAUGUAAUCCCUUUAAAUCUACAGUAUGUUUUGUUCUGUAAAUAGUAUAUAUAGACACAAAGGCAGUAUAUCAUGAGAAUAAUAAUUCUAUUUCGUACUAUAUCAGUAUAUGAUUCUUCCCUGUGGCUAUGGACAUGUUGACUUUACCGGGUUAGUGUAAUAGUGGAAGUAAAUGUUGGAUUGUUGGCCAGUCUGUGUUGCGUACAGUACAGUUCGGUCUAGCUAGUGUUGCCAUGGCAUCAUCAGUGUUACACAUAAUAAAAAAAGAAAAUUAUACAUAUAUAUUCUGCACUUUUAACAUCAACUCUACAGAACUUUUAGUACUUGUGUCUCGGCGGAUCUUCUUUGGGGGGCUCCAGCUCGUGUCGGUUCGUGUGCAUGUGUGGGAACCAGAUGCUGCAUGUGUCCGGAACGUUUGACUCUUCUGGUGGAAGGACGUGAUGUUGUUGUCGAAUGGGAGCAUGCGAGUGUGUGUGUGUGUGUGUGUGUGAGUGUGUGUGUGUGUGUGUGUGUGUGUGUGUGUGUGUGUGUGUGUGUGUGUGUGUGUGUGAGUGUGUGUGAGAAUCAGAUUUAGACAGCAGGUGGUUAUUUUUUGUGGAGUUUUUUCUCAUGUCAUGUGUUCAGUGCUUCAGAAGUUCUUGUUUUGUUCCGAUCAUUGACGAUGUGUGUAUGUAUGUGUGUGUGAGUGUGUGUGUGGGUGUGUAAAUAUAUAUAUCAACAUGCAGAUGUAUUAUUGCAAUAAAAAAAAAGCACAUAUGCACAGGAAAAAAGGAACUCA